AUGGCUCGCCUGGCCUCAAAUCCUCUGACUCUUCCUACAUUUCGGCCUUCCUCAAAUCUCCUUUCCUCUCACAGAAGAGAAUUCGCAAGUUUCAAGCCAUCGCUUGUUAAACAAAGCCAUCUGCCACUGAAACAGAACCCUCCAACAAGGAAGCAUGCUUUGGCUAUAGCAAAGGCAUCAUUCCAUUUAUCUUCCCAAAUUAAAUAUUUGAUAUGCCUAAUCAUCUCCUUCUUGGAGCAGGAAAAGGUACUUGUUGAGCCUGAUUCAGUCAAAUGUAGCACUAGCCAAGCUACAACUUCGUCUGUUAGAGGUGGAUUUUCUGAAUUUCCAAACAAAAAUAUAAGUAGGCGAAUAGCAUUAGGUCCUACCCUUGCAGCAGCAAGUCUUUUCUUGUUGUCGCGAAUAGAUUUUGGUGUUUCUUUGAAGGAUCUAUCUGCUGUCGCAGUGCCUUAUGAAGAGGCUCUUUCAAAUGGAAAGCCAACCGUUAUAGAGUUCUAUGCCGAUUGGUGCGAAGUAUGCUGGGAAUUAGCUCCAGAUGUUUAUAAAGUAGAGCAGCAAUACAGGGAUCAUGCCAAUUUUGUUAUGUUGAAUGUUGACAACACAAAAUGGGAACAGGAACUUGAUGAGUUUGGUGUUGAGGUUAUUACGCACUUUGCUUUCCUGGAUAAAGAUGGAAACAAGGAGGGCCAUGUUGUAGGCAGGUUUCCGAGGAAGUACUUCCUUGAGAAUGUGGAUGCUCUUGCCUGUGGUGAGGCAUCGGUUCCUCAUGUUCAUGUAGUGGGACAGUAUUCAAGUGCUGAAUCCAGGGAGGUGCACCAGGUUGCUGAUCCCAGAAGUCAUGUCUAGAUGUUACCUUCUCGCAAGAAGUGACUCAUUAAUUCCUCAGUACAAAAACACUUACAAGGUAACCCCUUACUUUUGAUGUUAGAUGUAUCCAUCUCCUGUUAAUAGUUUUAGUAUGUGAAAAUUUUUAACUUGUUUUUCAGUUUGAGGUCCUUUUUAGAAGAAUCCUAACAAACCUGAGUUAACUGGAUAUAGAAUGUGAUAUGCUAACAUUUUUAAAAAGUGAUAUUUAACAUAUGAGAAGUUCAAAUUUUAGCAGUUAUAACAGUACAAUCCUUUUCUUACCAAAAAAAUUAAAAUAAAAUUUAUAUAUUCAAUUGGUUGCUUGCUUCUAAACGAAGAACAUCUUCAUUUUCAAGUAAUCUAAAUUUUGUUUUGUUCUGGAUCUUCAAGUUCAAGUCAUUUUUCAGGUUCGAAGGCGUGACACCAUCGAUUUGUUUCAGUUAUUUUUAGAUAUUUUUAGAUGCUUGCUUACUCUGAUUUGAGAACUGAAUAUCAGUACGAAAUUGCAAUAAAAAAGGACAACGGCAAAAGACAUUUUUUGUA
This is a messenger RNA of Durio zibethinus, 1389 nucleotides long. The record is from RefSeq and is a predicted model, not a curated record. NCBI's taxonomy places the organism in Eukaryota, Viridiplantae, Streptophyta, Magnoliopsida, Malvales, Malvaceae.